Acaromyces ingoldii is the source of this 2989-nucleotide messenger RNA. RefSeq names its product ANTH-domain-containing protein. Gene Ontology annotation, cellular component: clathrin-coated pit; clathrin-coated vesicle. Gene Ontology annotation, biological process: vesicle budding from membrane; clathrin-dependent endocytosis; clathrin coat assembly. Lineage: Eukaryota; Fungi; Basidiomycota; Exobasidiomycetes; Exobasidiales; Cryptobasidiaceae. The record is from RefSeq and is a predicted model, not a curated record. The transcript has 5 exons. Gene Ontology annotation, molecular function: SNARE binding; 1-phosphatidylinositol binding; clathrin heavy chain binding. Bases 203 to 2791 code for a protein of 862 amino acids.
GGCCCGCGCUUGCAUCCCCAAGUCCACCUAUCCAUCUUCUCCUCGUCGAUUUGCGGCUCCUCCCCGUGCUGCCUCAUUUUUCCUGCCACCCGCCGCGACAGCAGCCACAGCAGCCACAGCAGCCACAGCAGCAGUAGCAGCAGCAGCAGCCGGAGCGUCCGCCGCAGCAGGAGAAGGAAGGGAAGGAGAGCCGUAUGGAACAAUGUCGACGUACGACAAGCUAAUCAAGCAGGCAACGAAGCCCAAGCCGGGGGCUCCCAAGCCAAAGUACAUUGACCCCAUCAUUGCGAGCUCCUUCAGCCAGGAUGGUUCGCUCCAGGACAUCUGCCGAGCCCUUGGAGGCCGAUUGCGCGAGCCCAGCAGCCUGGUCGUCUUCAAAAGUCUUAUCGUGCUCCACACCAUGAUUCGGAAUGGCGGCAUCGACAAUGUUCUCUCGCAUCUGGCAAGCGAUCAGGGCUCUCUGAAGCUGAAAAAUGUCGUACAGGGAGGGAACUGGCAGGGCCAAGAUGCACCAAGGACCAUGUCCAAUUACGCGGCCUACAUCGAUGAGCGAAUCCGGGCCUAUCGGGACCUCCGCCACGACGUCAUCAGGUCCGGCGACUCGGCGCGCACCCGGGGCGGGGCUGAUGCCACGACGCACCGGCUGCGACGGCUCACUGUGGAAAAGGGACUCUUGAGGGAGGUCGCCAUCUCGCAGAGGGUGUGCAGCAGGCUGCUGGACUGCGCGUUCUUCCUCGACAACCUCAACGACGACAUGACACUCACAGCCUUUCGUAUGACGCUUAAGGAUCUCUUGGCCAUCUACUCUGCCAUUAACGAAGGCGUCAUCAAUCUACUAGAGCACUACUUUGAAAUGUCAAAGGUCGACGCCGAACGAGCCUUGGACAUCUAUAAACGCUUCUGCCGCCACACGGAAAAGGUCGUGGCCUACCUCUCUGGCUCGAAAAAGGCUUCCUACUCCCUCAAUGUCCCAAUACCCAGCCUCAAGCAUGCUCCCAUCAGCUUGGCAGGCGCCCUGCAAGAAUACCUCGAAGACCCAAACUUUGAAAAGAACCGGCAAGAGUACAAGGAAAACAAGCGAAUCGCCGACGGAGGGGCACCCGCACCUAAGAAGGACGCAGUGCCCGCGUCGGACUCCAAGAAGAGCAUCACGAUCAAGGAGCCGACGGCAGAGGAAAAGACGAAGCCGGUGAAACCGCCGACUGAGAACCAGGCGAUCCAAGACUUCUUCCAGAGCAUCGAGACGGAGCAAAUGAGCAUGUUUGGCGGUGGGCCGGCCCAGCAGCAGCAGAUGCAGUACCUCUCUGGCCAGAUGGCGCCGAUGCCGACGGGGAUGGGCAUGAUGCAGCCCCAGAUGACGGGCUACAACCCUUUCUUUGGCAUGGGCGAUGCCAGCGGUUCUCAAAUGAUGAUGGCCCCGCAGCAGACGGGCUUUAUGCCGCAACAGACAGGCUUUGGUGGUGGUGGUGGUGUUGCUAUGGGAGGCGGCGGAUUUGGCUACCUCCAGUCACAGCCGACAGGCUUCAAUCCAUUCCGACAGAGCAUGAUGGUGCAGCCGCAGGCAACCGGCUUUGGCUCGUCUUCCCCCUUUGGCCAGAUGCUGCCUCCAGGACUGGAUCAGCAGCAGCAACAGCAGCAGCAGCAGCCUCAACAGCAACAGCCACAGCAACCGCAGCAGACCGGAGUGCCAUCGAGCAGCUCAGCAUCGUCGGCUCUCAACUCGUUCAACUCGGCCUUUGGCGGCCCUGCUUCGUCGAGCGCGAGCCCAGCAGGCGGCGCACCUGCGCAAGCGCCGCCUUCCCGCGCAGCCAGCGCUCCGAUCAAGUCCCAGAAGACGGGCUCGCGCAAUCCCUUUGCGCCUCCACCAGGCCAGACGCCGCCUCCCUCACCGCCGCCUCCACAGCCAAGGGGUCCAUCGCUGUUUGAGCUGGCAAUGGGCAGAUCGGGGCCCACGGCUGGCGGAGGUGGCAACUACGGUCUGGGCGCUGGCGCCUGGGACGGCACAGAUCCAACGAGGAAGCCGUCGGAUCAGCAGCAGCAGCAACAGCCAUCGCAAGGACUUGUGCCCCAGAAGACUGGGUUGAUCGGCAGCAUCGCGUCGGAGUUCACCUCGGUGGGCGCCCAAAACAGCCAGCAGCAGCAGUCGUCGUUGCCGAGCGCCGGCCAAGGGCAGCUGCAGGAUCAGGCGCAGGGACAGAAUCAGGGACAGACGAAUGGACUGCAGUCUUCAUUUGGCGCCCUCUCGCUUGGCGAGAAUAGGCCGGCGCCGGCGCCGCUGCAGGCUCAGCCGACGGGGUUUGCAGGCAGCUCGGUGCAGCCGUUUAAGCCGACGAGCAGCUUCGGAGCAAGUCUGGCCGCCAGCGGGCCCUUUUCUCAGCCCACGAGCCCAGCGCCGGUAGCGCCCAACAUGACUGGCAAUCCCUUUGCGCUGUCCAACGGUGCUCCGUCCUCUGCUCAGAAUGGCGCUUCGACGAACGGGCUGUCGAGCCAGCCGACUGGCUUCCAUUCCCUUUCCUCCAAUGGCGCAUCCACAGGCGGACUGGCUAGCCAGCCGACGGGUUUCGGAAGCUCGCUCUUUGCAUCAUCAUCGUCGUCAUCCUCCGGCCCAGGUGCCACCUCGCCGGGCUUGACGGCCCAGCCGACAGGCUUUGCAGGAUCGAGCAUCAAGCCAUUCCAGCCCACGAGUGCCUUUGGGUCUGCCGCCUUUGGCCAGCAGUCGUCGGGCCAGCCCCAGCAGCAGCAGCCCCAGCAACAACAACAAAGCGCCACAACGUUUGGCACCCUCAUUUAAUCUCCUCAUUUGUGUGUGUUAUUCUUCCUAAAGAUUUGCUCCGUCGGCGGAUGAUUUCUUGUUUUUGCAAAAAAAGUUUUCCCUCCUCCUCCCCCCUCGCCAUUUUUCUUCCCGAGAAUAAAAUCCCCUUUGGACUUUGGUGGUGGUUGUCCCAUCGUCAUCGUGCCGGAGUUCUUCCGAGGGAAAGGAAGUCAAGGG